AUGAAUUCCUAUAUCCCACCAGCAUCUUUGAAGGGAGGUCGCUAUGUUCCGAAAAAGGUUCUUGGUAUCGGUACCUACGGUCAAGUUUUGCUUUGUGCCGAUCAGUUAGUUGGCGGAGAUGUCGCUGUAAAAGUAGCGCAGUCUAACCCGGCCUAUCGACGCUCUGCGAUGAAUGAAAUAUGUGCCCUGCAAAAGCUCCUCGAUAAUGCUAACUGUGUCAGGCUGUUAGAUGUCUUCGAGGACAGCGGCCACGUGUGUAUUGUUACAGAGUUAUUGGAUAAGAACUUGUUUGAGUUGUUGCGUGAUCGUGGAUUUAUACCAUUGAUGAUCUCCGACAUAAAAAAGGUCUGUAGACGUGUUCUUCAGGCCCUCACUGCGCUGCAUAGAGUGGGAUUCAUGCAUUGCGACAUUAAACCCGAAAACAUCAUGCUGCGAAAGGUAUCUAACGUGGAUAAAUUUAGCAACAACGCAUUGGUGCAUAUCAACGAGCAUGCUUCAAAGGUGUUUCCGCAUAAAGUAAUUCAGUCUGACUCUAUUAACAAGGAGAACGAUUCUUGUCAGAAAUGCAUCCAAGAUGAAUUAAUUGCGUUUUCACUCAGCAGUUCGUCAGAUUGUGGCGAGGAGGAGGUGGAUUUUGAUCAAACAUGUCUAAUUGACUUCGGCGCCGUUCGACAGUUUAACGAAAACGACUACUAUGACGUGCAGUCUCUAUGGUAUCGCGCACCGGAGGUCCUAUGCGGCUUACCCUACACGGCGAAGAUUGACUCAUGGAGCGUGGGUUGCCUUUUGGCGGAGCUUUACAGUGGGAAACCCCUUUUUCCCGCUGAAAAUGUAGAAGACCAGCUCUCAUAUAUUGUCCAACUUGUGGGAUAUCCGUCUCAAAGUGCUUUAAAUUUAGGGAACAACGUUAAGCAGUUCCGUCUACCUGAGGUGAGAACCAACCGCCAAGCGACAGCAUUGCAAGUGAGUAACUGGAUCAAAAUUUGCCGCCAUCACAACCUUCAGUGGCACCAAAAUCGGCUCACACCCCAGUCUCACCCACAAAACCAAGGGCUAGGCAUUGAAAGGCUUUCCAAUACCCCAUGCAGCAGUAGCAUAUUGAAUGCCCCGAUAAGCUCUGAACCCAAUCUGCACAAUCUACACAAUCUGCACAAUCCGACCUCUUCUGCAGAAGAGGCUUUGCUGAUAAAUCUCAUUAUUCACUUGCUUUGCCCGGACGAGCAGCACCGCCUGAGCUGCGAGGAGGCUCUCCAGCACCCUUUUCUGAGUGCGUCACCGUCGAACACAUACGCGUCCUUUCCCUUCACCAACUCUCCACAGCAGCGACCAACCUCCAGUGUCCUUUCCGGCAGCUCCAGCUUUCCCAACUCCUCACUGAUCGGCCCGACGAUUUCGCCGAUCCCAGGCUUCCCCCCUGGGUGCUUCUCCCCGCCCUCGCUGGUGAACCCCGCGUCGUCGGCGGACCCCAACCUUCUCCCACCCCAUCCCAACAUCCCGCCCCCGCCCCCGCAAGGACUGACGCUCCUCCCAAAGACGUGCCUGAUGCCUUUCGGGGCGGGGUUCCUCCCUGCCGGCGAGCACCCCGCCGCGGGGGGUGGGCAGUCGCCCUACUUCGUGAUGCGCCCCUCGUCGCCGCGGAAGGUCUUUCGGGUGCCGAUGGUGCUCCCCGUCCCCGUCAACAACCCCCUCCCUGGGGUUGCCUCGCAGUCCAAAGGGCGGCCGCCACCCCCGCCACCGGCCCUCUAUGCCCCCGUGUACGUCUCCAUGGAGAACAAACGGCUGGUGCCGGUGGGGUCCUCUCUAGGAGGGGGGUACCCUCCUGCCAACCACCACCACCACAACUCCACCCAUGAGAUUCGCCGAUUGGGGACGACGGAGGACUUCCCACACGGGGGCCGUACCGAGGUAGGGGGUCGUCUGCCGGUUUAUCCUUCCCACUCGCACUACGUGGCAUCUCGCACCGCCACCGUCGUCACGUUCCCAUAA
This is a messenger RNA of Phytomonas sp. EM1, 1986 nucleotides long. The record is from the annotation of a GenBank genome assembly. Lineage: Eukaryota; Euglenozoa; Kinetoplastea; Trypanosomatida; Trypanosomatidae.